UUCCAUCACUAGUUGUUGAUUUUUUUGCGAAAAAAGUGAAGCUUCGGUUUGCUAAUAUAAAAUGAGACAUUGUGGUGCCUAAAUAAGUUUUUCAAACUUGUACUACACACGAAUAACUUUCUUUUGUUGAUCCGCAUAUAUAACAAACCUUGCACUCGCAUGGACUACGACAAUUUAUCAUUUAAUCUUGGCGAUGGAAGCCAAGCGACAGACUUGAUUGAAGGAGUCACAAACUCAAAACCAACCGCAGAUCCGGAAGCUCCAGAUGCGAAUAUGUGUGGCAGUCAGGAGUUGCUGGAAGUGAAGUCGAAAGAGAAAGCUCGGCGCUAUUGGACGCCCAGCGAGGAGGAGCGCCUCUAUGAGAUUUGGGGUCGGGACAACUGGCGUUUAACACGUAAUGGAAAGAACACAAUUUUCUUUGGUCAAUGGUCUGAGGAGUUGCGCGAACGUUUCUCGGUGGAUGUGAAGCCCGAAGAGAUUCAAAUGAAGGUUAACCAGACACGUGCUAAGUUUCGUCAAGUAAAGAAACAGCUUCAAAGUGAUCCCUCGAGUUAUUCCUUGCGCUGGAAGAAAUAUGACAUAAUCAAUCGCAUACUUAAGAAUAUACAUAGGCCCAAGAAUGCUGAACCUAUUCCACCCGAUGUGUUGCUCAACAAUCGUGAUGUGUCCCCGCCGCGUGAAGAGGAACAGCAACAGAAACAGCAGCCACAACAACAGCAACAAGGCCAAUCAGUGCUUAAUUUGACCACUGAGCCAACGGGCAACAACUUUUACAACAACAGUAGCAACAGCAACAACAGCAACAGCCAUGCUCAAGUCAAUAACAAUAAUAAUAACACAAUGAGCUUCAAUACCGAACUGUUCACAGAUCAGUACGACGAUAUAAAGCGCGAGUACGAUGAGGACGAUUAUCGAUCAAUGCCAUUUCAGGAGCAAUUGCAACAGUAUUCACCAGCGGAGCCUGCACAAUUACUCGAACUCCAAACUCCCCAGCAACAGCAGCAGCAACAACAACAGCAACAUUUUCAGUCUGAGUACGAGUCUAGUGUUGUUAAUUAUGCUGCAAGUGGGAUCUCGACCCAGCAGCAACAACCACAGCAAUAUAAUAGCAACAGCACUAGCAGCAGCAAUAACGCCGCCUCUGUAUCGUCUAUUAAUCAUCAAGCUAUCACAGCUGUCGCUUACAUUAACAGCAGUAAUAAUACAAUAAGCGUAGCCACCAACAAUAGCAACAGCAAAGACGAAUCAAUGGCGGCGGUGCAAAUGCAACCUCCAGUUGGAGUAGGAGCCGCAAGCAAUGCCAUCAGCACAACCCCACGGAAACGGGGUCGACCGUUUGGCUCAAGCAAUCCCCCCGCUGCUGAUUCACUGGAGUCGAUAUAUAUUGAAGAAGUGCGUCGGAAGAAUCAACUGCUCUCUGAGCAAACGAAAAUCUCACGACAACGCCUGGAAUUGGAAGAGCGAAAGGUGGAGCUCAUGCAAACUUUUUUCCCUAAAUGCUUGGAGCAGCAAGCUCAUAUACUAGCACGAGUCAUGCAAUUGCCAUCCCUGCAACAGCACUUGCAGUCGCCAUCGCUGCCGCCUCCACAACAGUAGUCAUUGUAAUACAUGUAUCACCACCAGUAAUAUAGCGUGAUUAGUCCUUAAAAUAGCGAUCGUAAGCCAAUCAAAAAGAAAUCGUUUUAAUUUCGAUGUGUAUGUAAGCAGCAAUUGAGAGAAAUUAUGAUUUCGAUGAUUGCCCUUUACGUUUUCAAUUGUUUUAACGAUCGUAAUUAAUAUGUUGUAAUCAAUACCAUAAUAUAAUAAACUCAAUUUAUACUACUAAGUAUAAUUCUAA
Molecule: messenger RNA, 1837 nt
Organism: Drosophila albomicans
Lineage: Eukaryota; Metazoa; Arthropoda; Insecta; Diptera; Drosophilidae
Product: myb-like protein AA
Exons: 2
Coding region: 160-1596 (478 amino acids)
Biological process (GO): positive regulation of DNA-templated transcription
Cellular component (GO): nuclear body
Source: RefSeq, a predicted model, not a curated record